AUGUCGGACCCUAAGACGAGGUGUGCCGAGCUACACACUGAGGUAUUGCGGCUUCUGAAACAAGGCUUCACGGAUGAUGCCGUUCGACUCGCGCUCCAGGGCCCGGACAUCGCCGAAUUCGAUGGCAGCCUCCUUGUUGAAGCUUACACAAUGAACAGUGAUGAGGCGGCGUACAACCUGGCACAAGAUCGCCUCCGCGAGCUGAAGCAGUCGGGCCACUUGACAGUCUCCGAAGGCCGGAUCGUACUGGACGCCACCUUUGACGACGCCCCAGCUGCUAUCUCCCUCAACGGCUCGUUUGACUCCACCGACAAGAAAGCGCCAGUGAUUAGCGAGUCGAAAGAGAGAAAGCAGCGAGCGGUUCCCCAAGGCGAUGACUUCUUCACCCUGCUGGAGACGUCCCAACAGCGCCUGGAUGAUCAACGGGCCGAGAUGCCGAAAUUUUCGCCGGAGGACUCGUUCAUGACGCCCACCACUCCAGCCAAGCGACCGUCACUGCUGAAUCGAGUGAAAAGCGCCAUUCUCACCACACCGCUUUCGGGCUCGAAAAAUUGGCUUCGGCGUAGCCUCACCGCUUUGCCCCGCCUGGAAAAAGCCGUCAAGGCACCGCGACCGGCCCUUGAAUUCGACAGUCCAUCGCUGGAGCUGUUGCCGGACUCUGAGGACAUCGCCGGCGACUACUGCUCGACCGCGGACUUUGAUUUUGAGGAUCCGUCGGCGAGCUGUCGACGCAAGUCCGUCGGAUCUGUGGGCAGAUCGUCCUUCCACAACGCCCGCCGUAGCGGGGCCGCCGAUGGAUCGUCA
Messenger RNA from Mesorhabditis spiculigera, 804 nucleotides. Lineage: Eukaryota; Metazoa; Nematoda; Chromadorea; Rhabditida; Rhabditidae. The record is from the annotation of a GenBank genome assembly.